This is a messenger RNA of Rotaria sp. Silwood2, 1101 nucleotides long. NCBI's taxonomy places the organism in Eukaryota, Metazoa, Rotifera, Eurotatoria, Philodinida, Philodinidae. The record is from the annotation of a GenBank genome assembly.
AUGAAAUCAUCAACACCAUUUGCUGAAGUAAGCAAAGUUGGUUACUACGAAGGUCAAGAGGAAGAAAUACUCUUCUCGACACAUACGAUUUUUCGCAUCGACCAGAUCGAACGAAUAGAAGAUAAACACACUGAUCGGUUAUGGCAAGUUACUCUCACCCUCGCAGGUAAUCAAGAUGAUGAUUUUAACAAACUCACGACACACCUGCGAGAAGAGAUUAGUCCUGAAACCGGAUGGUCUCGACUGGGUUUUAUACUUAUUACAGUGGGAGAGUCACAAAAAGCAGAACAUCUCUAUCAGAUACUCCUCGAAAAGGCAUCUACUGACGAACAGCGAUCGAGUUAUAAUUAUCAACUUGGUUCCGUGUAUUGUAGGAUGGGCGAGUACUCGGAAGCACUUUCAUGCUAUGAACGAUCACUUGAAAUCCUGAAAAUAACUAUACCUCCAAAUCAUCCCAACUUCGCCCUAACCUACAACAACAUCGGUUUGGUGUACGCUAAAAAGGGCGAGUACUCGAAAGCACUUUCAUCGUAUGAACGAUCACUUGAAAUCCGGAAAAAAGCUCUACCUCCAAAUCAUCGCGACUUCGCACAAUCCUACAACAACAUCGGUAUGGCGUAUGGUGAAAAGGGCGAGUACUCAAAAGCACUUUCAUGGUAUGAACAAUCACUUGAAAUCCAGAAAAUAGCUCUUCCUCAAAAUCAUCCCGAACGGGCUCUUUCCUACAACAACAUCGGUUCGGUACAUUAUAGUACGGGCGAGUACUCGAAAGCACUUUCAUCGUAUGAACGAUCACUUGAAAUCCAGAAAAUAGCUCUCCCUCCAAAUCAUCCGGACUUGGCUACUUCCUCCGCCAACAUUGGCUCGCUGUAUGCGACAAUGGGCGAGUAUUCAAAAGCACUUUCAUCGAAUGAACGAUCACUUGAAAUCCAGAAAAUAGCUCUACCUCCAAAUCAUCCCGACUUGGCUUCUUCCUACAAUAGAAUCGGUAAUGUGUAUAAUAAAAUGGGCGAGUACUCGAAAGCACUUUCAUCGUUUGAACGAUCACUUGAAAUCNUUAUGCAUCCAGCUUUUUUAAGAAGACUUCAUCACAUAAAAUAA